Diorhabda sublineata is the source of this 510-nucleotide messenger RNA. RefSeq lists its product as uncharacterized. Gene Ontology annotation, molecular function: nucleic acid binding. The record is from RefSeq and is a predicted model, not a curated record. The transcript has a single exon. Lineage: Eukaryota; Metazoa; Arthropoda; Insecta; Coleoptera; Chrysomelidae. The coding region runs from base 1 to 510 and encodes 169 amino acids.
AUGAAUGCAGAUUUGUUCGAAGAAUACUUUAUACAAAUGCUAGAUCUUAUUCCAGCCGAAUUGCCGGUAAUUGUUCUUGACAACGCCGGUUACCACUCGAGAAAAGUUGAAAGUCUACCUACGACGUCAUGGAGAAAACAAGACAUUAUUAACUGGUUAAUACAAAAAAAUAUUACAUUCAACAAUGACUUGGUGAAGAACGAACUUUUGUCAAUUGUCAAAAUAAAUAAAAAUUCACAAGAAUUCACCCACAAAAAAUAUAAUAUUGAUGAAGUUGCAAGAAAUCGCCAAAUUAAAAUUAUUCGUUUUCCUCCCCAUCAAUAUGAACUCAAUCUGAUCGAAUUGAUAUGGGCCCAAGUUAAAGGCGAAGUAGCUCGGAAAAACACAACAUUCAAAUUACUAGACGUUAGAAUAUUACUAAACAAAGCUUUAAGAGUCGUUACUGCACUAAAAACUGGCAAAAAUGCAUUCAGCAUUUUAUCAAAACGGAAGAAAAAAUGUGGGAAUUAG